Molecule: messenger RNA, 2417 nt
Organism: Daldinia decipiens
Lineage: Eukaryota; Fungi; Ascomycota; Sordariomycetes; Xylariales; Hypoxylaceae
Product: SURF6-domain-containing protein
Exons: 3
Coding region: 522-2120 (532 amino acids)
Biological process (GO): ribosomal small subunit biogenesis; ribosomal large subunit biogenesis
Cellular component (GO): nucleolus
Molecular function (GO): RNA binding; DNA binding
Source: RefSeq, a predicted model, not a curated record
UAUGAUAUAAAUAGGACUUAGCUGUAGUACCUAGGUAGGUACGUAUACAGAUAUUAUGUAGGUACAUAGGUACAAGUACAUCCAUGUAUUCCGUAGUGCAGUGCAAAUUCCUUAUCGAUAAUGAUGCCACCCCCACUAGGUUACCUAAGGUAAGUCUCUUACCUAGAAGUGCCAAGAUUUCGUAGUUGAUAAAGUAAGCGAUAAACUCCGCACUAAGAAAAAAUUCCCACCAGCAAAAACCAAUUCUUGUUCCAUCCAAUCAAGGCUUGGCCUCACCUGCUUUUUUGCUGUAGCCCAAGGCGCCAGGCGUUUCUAAUACUGGUACGACUGCUGCGGGUAACCAACUUUUUUUUUUUUUUUUUUUUAACCUUAAACCUUUUCUUCCAUCUACUAAUCUCCAUCAUCCAAUUUUAACGAAGUCAAUCACUUCAACCUACGUUCGUUUUUCGAUUCGAUAAAUACCACCGGUAGUAGGAAGCACCAAGGAUCAUUCUACUUGAUAUCCUAGUUUAAUAGGCAUUAUGGAGGACUCUUCGUUGAAGGAGCGUCUCCUCAAUUCACAAAAGUCCUUCGAUGGACUCUUGUCCUUAAUACCUGCCAGGAUGUAUUAUGGAGAAGACACGACCGACCAAUGGAAACGGAAGAAGCAGACCAAAGCUGAGGCGGCCGCUGCCCGACGUAAUAAGCUCGACCCCGACAGUGCGCUAAACCGAAGUGUCAAAGAAGUUAUGGACGAGCAGGCAUUGAAAAAGCGGAAGCGCAAUCAGAUGCAAGAUGGGGAUGAUGAAGACUGGUCUGAUGUUGAAGGAGUUGAGACUGAGAAGCCUGGUGAAGGCUUAAAGAGGAAGGCGGCACAAGAUGCCAAGAAACAGAAGAAGUUGAACAAGGAGCAACAACCCGAGCUAAGCGAAAAAGAACGGCGACUGCAAGAGAAGAGAGCUGCGCGAAAGGAACGGAAGGCAGAACGACAACAGCUACGGGAAGAGGAGGCGGCCUUCCAGAAACAAACUAUCAAGGGUGUCAACAAGAUCAAGUUAGGGUCUAGAGAAACGAAGACCAGCUCAGCGCCAAAUGGUGAUAUCAAAUCCGCCGACGCUAGCACCGAGACUGACGAUGAGCAGCAAGAGGCGGAAGAAGAAGCUGAUGCUUCAGACGUCAAGCCCAUUGAUGUUUCUGGUCUCGCUGACGCUACCCAAGAACAAAACUCGGUCUCUGCCCCCUCGCCCCCUCUAUCGGAACCUCAAUCCCCCGUCUUCGACACCAACGGUACGCCCGCCGACUCAACCGGCCAAGCUCCAAGUACAACAACGUCUGUAUCAUCCUCCGCCCCUGCUGAAAAGCCAAAGCAUAUCAAGAUUCCCCCUGAUACCACCGCUCUUCGUGCUCGUCUUGCGGCAAGGAUACAAGCACUCCGCGAUGCGCGAAAAGCCGAUGUUGAUGGAAAGCCCAUACGUACGCGUCAGGAGCUGAUCGAAGCGCGACGCCAAAAACAAGCAGAACGAAAAGCACACAAGAAAGAGUUACGGCAAAAGGCUAAAGUAGAAGAAGACCUUAAGCGUGAAGAGGCUUUAGCAUCUGCCCGUAACUCUCCGGGCAGCAUUCUCAGCCCGGCCAUCGAUCUCGAGAACAAUAACUUCUCCUUUGGCCGAAUUGGAUUUGGUGAUGGCUCUCAAUUAUCUCAUGACCUCUCACAUGUUCUCAGUAGCGGCAAGAAGAAGGGCCCAUCGGAUCCCAAGACAGCCCUUGAAAAGCUAGAGAACCAAAAGAAGCGGCUGCAAGAGAUGAACGAGGAUAAGCGAAAGGACGUUGAAGACAAGGAGCUUUGGCUUACUGCGAGGAGACGUGCAGAAGGCGAGAAGAUCAAGGACGACGAAAAGCUGCUCAAGAAAGCUGUCAAACGUAAGGAGACGACAAAAAAGAAGAGCGAAAAGGAAUGGUCAGCCAGGAAAGAUGGUGUCGCCAAGGCAAUGAAGGAUCGACAAAAGAAGCGAGAGGAAAACAUCAGGAAACGACGUGAGGAGAAGCUCGCGGGCAAGAGUGGCAAGAAGAAGGGAGCUAAAAAGGCCAAGAGCAGAGCAGGGUUUGAGGGUUCGUUUAUAGGUGGAGGGAAGAAGAAAUAAGUUACUACGUGAUCGGUCUAUGCCUAAAUGGGGCUUACCGUCCCAUCCCUUUACUUAAGGUCUUUGGCAUCAUGUAUAUAGUGACCAGCAGUUGGCGUGUCUGGGUUAUCUAAACAUUUUAACACCCUGUAGCCUCGAUGUCUCUCUUGUAAAAACUACCGAGGACUGCAACCUUGUCUCACUUAACUUGAGGAUGUAAGUGAGAAUUUAGAUUUGUUGAUAUGAAGAAGCAUGAACUUAGUUAGGAUUGGACAGUUGAUUUAACUAGGACCCCUUUGUUCUGGGUGUCUUAGUGGU